AUACCAUCUCUCUCUCCGUCUGGGCAUUUCUCGGCGCCAUAUACAUAUUCGGUACUCUUCCGUCUUGGCUGCCAGUAUCCGUCGAAAGUUUUCUUCUCUUCAUCCGAUCCUAGAUCCCAGAGAUUCUUAUUAAAGAAGACCCAUCGACAUGGUCAUCUUCGUCCUGAUGAAUACCAUUGAGAAACAUCAUGACUUGCAGGUCAGUCCUCGUCUACUGCGUUGCCCUCGCAGUCGUUGGGCUCGUUCGCGGUCAAACAGCAACGGAAGAGGAGCAUGAUCAUGAUCAUGACCACGAAAGCGAGGAGGCAGUAGAGACAGAUGAUGCUGCUACCGGCCUCCAUGCUGGGCAUACUCAUGCUCAUAGUAGCUCAGACUGCGGGGUAACAGAGCUUCAAGACUAUAACCUUUCACUCCAUAUCGCUGCCGUUUUUGUUAUGCUGGUGGCGUCUGCUAUAGGUGUUUUUCUUCCAGUCAUAUUGGGCAAACUCGGCUCCAGAAACAAGUUAUUCGGAUCGGUUUUUUUCGUUCUCAAAUACUUCGGAUCUGGGAUUAUUAUUAGUUUGGCUUUUGUUCAUUUAUUGAUCCAUGCCUUCUUCAAUCUCACAAGCCCAUGCGUGGGAAAUCUGGAGUAUGAGUCUGCUGCCCCCGCGAUCGCAAUGGCAACUGUUAUAGUAGUUUGGCUUGUCGACUUUUUCGGCUCUCGCUAUAUCGCACGUCAGAAUUCAAAGUUACGAGAGUGUGAUCGAAACAUCAGCGCUGCUCCUGGCUUUUCGCCCGACCCCACGGAGGAGAGGAAAAAAGAUGAUAUAUCAACCCCAAUGACAGAGCUAGCUUGCUGUGGUCCCAACAAUUUGGAAAUAACUAACUUUGACGGUGCUGCUAAGAUCGCGCAUUGGAAUGUACAACUCUUGGAAUAUGGUGUUAUCUUUCACUCUGUUAUGAUCGGCGUGUCGCUUGGAGCCAUGGGCACUGGAUUUAGCACCACUUUUGCUGCUCUGGUUUUCCACCAGCUUUUUGAAGGUCUUGGUCUAGGCGCUAGGAUCGCCAUGCUCGUCUGGCCAUCUGGCAUCUCUUCAACCAUCAAAAAAUGGUCCAUGUGCCUUGCGUAUGCUUUGACAACAUCAGUUGGGAUUGCCAUUGGCAUCGGAGUCCAUGCCUCAGUCAACAUGAAUGGUAGAGCGAUCCUUCUGUCUACCGGUAUCCUCGAUUCAAUAUCCGCUGGUAUCCUUCUAUACAGUGGUCUUUGUCAAUUGCUUUAUCGUGAAUGGGUGGUCGGCGAGAUGCGCGAUGCCUCCACAAGCAAGAUCAUUGUGGCCCUUGUAUCACUGUUUCUCGGUCUGUUUGCCAUGUCAUUCAUUGGCAAGUGGAUUUGAAGUAUAUCAGGGCCUCGAGAUAUAGAAACUCAUAAGAAAAAGGGGAAGAAUUUGGGGUAUUUGGAGGUGUCAUUUUUUUGAAUGUCAAUUAGAGCUGUUCUUGUUCCAAAAGAUUUUCUUCC
Messenger RNA from Cryptococcus deneoformans JEC21, 1495 nucleotides. RefSeq names its product zrt1 protein, putative. Gene Ontology annotation, cellular component: plasma membrane. The transcript has 7 exons. The record is from RefSeq and is a predicted model, not a curated record. Gene Ontology annotation, molecular function: zinc ion transmembrane transporter activity. Bases 189 to 1373 code for a protein of 394 amino acids. NCBI's taxonomy places the organism in Eukaryota, Fungi, Basidiomycota, Tremellomycetes, Tremellales, Cryptococcaceae. Gene Ontology annotation, biological process: zinc ion transmembrane transport.